Messenger RNA from Saccoglossus kowalevskii, 2214 nucleotides. RefSeq names its product p53-induced protein with a death domain-like. NCBI's taxonomy places the organism in Eukaryota, Metazoa, Hemichordata, Enteropneusta, Harrimaniidae. The record is from RefSeq and is a predicted model, not a curated record.
AUGGAUCUACUCCAGUCUUGCGACCCGUCUAUUGAGAAAUUAACUCUUAGCUCAAGAAAAAUACCACCAUCAAUAGCAAAAUUCCAUCACCUACGAGAACUUGUGUUGGCAAAUAAUCGGCUAAAGACUCUACCAAAAGUAUUAGCUAAAUUGCAAAACCUUAAGAUAUUGGAUGUAUCACACAAUGCAUUGACGAAGUUGCCGUCUGUUGUUUGUAACUGCCUAACAUUACACGGUUUAAGCGUUGCAGACAAUAAGCUGAAAACAAUACCAGCAAAUAUUUCCAGAUUGCAACAACUAAACCACAUCGAUGUUUCAUACAACCGCAUCAAGUCAAUACCGUCAGAACUUUGGACAUUAAGACAGCUUAAAGUGGUUAAUAUGAAUAACAAUUUAAUCUCAUCUAUAUCACCGAAUAUACGGAGACUAUGUCAACUUUAUUGGCUGGGACUAGCUAACAAUGUCAUCCAAUCAAUCCCUGAUGAAAUAGAGAAAAAGACCGAGAAAGUAGUCAUCGUGGAGUUAGACAAUGAGAAAACGGUGUCUUACAGUAUCGGAAGAGGCUUUUCCCUUUCGGUUCCUCCUGGAUCAGUUCAGAGUCCAAUUCAUCUGACUAUUACAACAUCACACGAUAAGAGUUUGAAGAAAAUAUUGGGUGACUACGAAAUGAUUGAAUCAGACAUAAUUGAAAUAUCACCUAAUACAUAUGAGUUCAUACAACCAGUAACACUAGGAUUUAAAUGUCAAUCUAUGAAUUCGAAAUCGCUCUGUAUUAAGACAAUCGAUGGUAGGACGAAAUGGAAAAAUGUGUCUACAAAACAGACAACAGACGGUGUGUUAGCACAAAUAAGUAAAUGUGCCAAGUUUGUCGUGUUAUCGACUCCCCGAGUGCAAAAGUGUAACGUUAAUGAUAGAGGUGGUAGAAUUGUAUCUGAAAUUACAGAGGAUGUAGUUAUUGACUUUCCCCCAAAUGCUGUAAUGGAUGACAUGUGCCUGUCUAUGACGGUACAUAUUCCUGACCCAAGCUUAACGGUAACUCACGACUUAUGUAAAGAAGACAUUAUAUUCGGUCCAAUUGUUCAAAUAAAUGAGAAGAAUAAAGAAACGAUACGCUUUGAGAAAGAUGUAAAGUUCAGUCUUCCUGUGCCACCGUCAAAAAAACGUCAGUUCCAACCAAGAACUGUAAUGGUGUUUUGUGAUUCUGGUGAUGGACAUUGGAAAUUGGUAACAAAACAAGACAUGGUUUGCUCAGAGAAGACCACCGAAUUCAACGUACGCCAUUUUUCAGGAUACACCUCGAUAUCAAUGCCUCGGGGAUCAUCCAUUCCGAAACGGCAAAUAAGAAAAAUAAUAAACAAAAUUUUAAGAAUGUUAAACGUGUUUGAAGUACAGCUCAUUCUUAUGCAAAAGAAAGAUAACCCGAGGAUGUUAGUCCUCAGUAUAGUGAAAGUAGAUGAACUUGACAGGAAGCUCAACAAGUUAAAGGAACUUGGAUAUAAUAACAGCGGACUACCAUACAGCAAAGAGUUUGAGAUGGUGAAUGGAGAUAAGAUAUUGGUUGACGUUGAUGAGGGAUUUAAGAUUAAGUCAGCAGACACACUCACAUUUACUGAAAAUGGAUUAAAUGAUUAUGAACUAAUAGUAAGUCAUAGAAAUAGCAGAGUUCAAUGUAGCGUGAUUGGUCAAUUGGCAUGUACAUAUGAAGGAAAGAAACAACAACAGGAAAGAACUGAAUGUUGUGGCGUUAGUAUUUCUAUGGGCGAGACGCGGACUAUGAAGUUAUCAUUCUGCCUUCCACAGAAUGCAUGGGUAGCAUCGAGCACAAGUGAUGUUGAACCAAUGGUCCCUUUGUUGCACAUGAAUCCACGAGACACCGACACUGAUGACAAUGUAUUCGGAGAGGCAGGUGUGGAGCCAAGGAAUACUGACGAAUCAGGUUUGACAGCAUCAACAGAUUUAGUAUCCAGAGAACUUCCUCUCCGUGAAUGGAAGAGGUUCGGUCGUCUGAGACUUGGCUUGAAUGACAUAGAGUUGGAUGAUAUUGCCCGUGAUUACUGUGAUAGUGUACAAGAGCAGAAAUACCAAAUGCUUUACCUUUGGACGCGACAGGUCGGAAAGGAUGCGACCGUUUGUAGACUAUAUUCUUAUCUACAAGAACAUAAACUGCGCAGUGCUGCUGAAAAGUUGAAACAGUUUGCUACUGCAAAACACUAA